Empidonax traillii (willow flycatcher) is the source of this 6667-nucleotide messenger RNA. It is a transcript of the gene MPDZ, whose product is annotated as multiple PDZ domain crumbs cell polarity complex component. Bases 167 to 6592 code for a protein of 2141 amino acids. The record is from RefSeq and is a predicted model, not a curated record. Gene Ontology annotation, molecular function: protein binding. The transcript has 50 exons. Lineage: Eukaryota; Metazoa; Chordata; Aves; Passeriformes; Tyrannidae.
AAACUACCAGGGAUGUGAUGCCUUUCCUGCUCUAUGAACUUCUAAUUGGUUCAGCACGUUGCAGUGAUGGAUACUUGAUUACAUUAUGUGCUUCUCUUCAUCUGACACUUGGGAAAGAUUUCCUUUCUCUUACCAACGUUAAAAUAGAAGCUGAGAAGUGGAAAACAUGUUGGAAACAAUUGAUACACAUCGGGCCCUCCAGGCCAUGGAUCGCUUACAGGCAAAACUUCGGAAUCGAGGUGACAUUGCAAACGAGGAGAAACUGAACUUAUUAAAAACAGUGCUGCAGAGUCCUCUCUUUAAUCAAAUUCUGAACCUUCAGACUUCUGUUCAACAACUGAGAGAUCAGGUAAAUAUUGCACCCUCCAUACAUUCCACUGAUGAAUUCCCCCAACUUCUCCAUCAUGGUGUGAACAUGGGGUCCUUGCCACUUAAUGAGUCAUAUUUGUUGGCUCAGCAGAAUGGCAGCCCAGCUAAUGUGCUGGAAGCAUCAAUGAAAUCCAUUACUCCUCAGAUUAAUGGGAAGUCCUCUAGUGAUGAUUUUGAGCAGCUGAUCAGAAACAUGUCCCAGGGUCGUCUUGUUGAGACAAUUGAACUUACUAAACCUCUAAGUGGUGGUCUGGGCUUCAGUGUUGUGGGACUCAAGAGUGAAAACAGGGGAGAACUAGGAAUAUUUGUGCAAGAAAUCCAGGAGGGAAGUGUGGCACAUAGAGAUGGAAAGCUGAAGGAAGCAGAUCAAAUCCUUGCUAUUAAUGGACAAGCCCUUGAUCAGACAAUAACACAUCAACAGGCUAUCAGCAUUCUGCAGAAAGCAAAAGAUAAUGUCCAGCUAGUUGUGGCCAGGGGCACUUUUCCUCAGCUCAUCAGUCCUGUAGUUUCCCGGUCUCCCUCUGCUGCUAGCACAGUUUCAGCCCAUUCCAACCCGGUUCACUGGCAGCAUGUGGAGACCAUAGAGUUGGUGAAUGAUGGCUCAGGUCUGGGAUUUGGGAUAGUGGGAGGAAAGUCAACUGGAGUGAUUGUAAAAACCAUCCUCCCAGGAGGGGUGGCUGAUCAGCAUGGGAGAUUGUGUAGUGGAGAUCACAUCUUAAAAAUCGGAGAUACAGACCUAGCUGGAAUGAGCAGUGAGCAGGUGGCACAAGUUCUAAGGCAGUGUGGAAAUAGAGUGAAACUGGUAAUUGCAAGGGGUCCUAUUGAGGAGCCACCUCUACCAGCAGUUCCUCCAGGUACACCAGUACCCACCUCAAAACUAGAUAAACAGACAGAUGCUUCUAUUGAUGGCUGUGAAGAUGGGGAGAAAUUUAAUGUUGAACUUACUAAAAACAACCAGGGUUUAGGAAUAACUAUUGCUGGUUACAUUGGAGAUAAAACAUCAGAACCUUCUGGUAUCUUUGUGAAAAGCAUUACAAAGGGCAGUGCUGUUGAACAUGAUGGCAGAAUCCAUGUGGGAGAUCAAAUUAUAGUUGUGGAUGGAACAAAUCUUCAGGGGUUUACUAACCAGCAAGCAGUUGACGUUUUGCGGCACACAGGACAAACGGUUCGGCUCACUUUGAUCAGAAGAGGUCUUAAGCAGGAAAAUCAUAUUCCGCCCCAGGAGGACUUCAAUGCUCCUGUUGAAAAGGACUUACAGUUCCAAACAAAGGAUAGUAGCACAGCCAAAGAUAACAGUGAAACAGAACAGGGAUCCCCAUCAUUGCCAUGCAGUGCAAGUGUGGUAAAUAUUGGAGAUGACAUGAAACAACAGGAGACAGGUUCUCAAGAUUUCCAGCUAACUACUGCCGAAGAAGAAGCUACAAAGAUGAAGUGGCAGAGGAUUAUGGGUUCGAAUUAUGAAAUAGUGGUGGCUGUAGUUAACAAAUUUAGUGAAAGCAGUGGGUUAGGGAUAAGCCUUGAAGCUACAGUCGGACAUCAUUUCAUCAGAUCUAUCUUACCGGAGGGGCCAGUUGGACGAAGUGGCAAGCUGUUCAGUGGAGAUGAAUUGCUGGAAGUGAAUGAGAUCUCUCUGAUUGGGGAAAACCACAAGGAUGUGGUCAGUAUCUUGAAAGAACUGCCUAUUAAGGUGACUAUGGUGUGCUGUCGUCCAGUAGCUCCCCCCAUCACUCAACCAGAAGUGCUAGAGAGUCUGAGUGUAUCCGACGUUCAGCUUACAGAAAAGGCUCACAUAGAACUUGGAUUCAUUGGCUCCUCAGACACAGAGGGAACAGCUUUGGAAGCAGCUGAUGAGGGUCAGAGUAUGGAAGAGGUGCAAAGCUCGUCUUUGGCAAUGUGGGAAACAGAAGUGCAGAACAUUGAGCUGGAGAAAGGGAGUAUGGGGCUUGGAUUUAGCAUAUUGGACUAUCAGGAUCCUGUUGAUCCAGCAAACACUGUAAUUGUGAUUCGCUCGUUAGUUCCUGGGGGUGUGGCUGAGCAAGAUGGCAGACUUCUUCCUGGAGAUCGGCUUAUGUUUGUCAACGAUAUCAAUUUGGAAAAUGGCAGCCUGGAGGAAGCAGUACAAGCACUGAAAGGAGCUCCAGUGGGAACAGUUAAAAUAGGAGUUGCCAAACCACUGCCUCUUUCACCUGAGGAGGGCUAUGUCUCUGCUAAGGAAGAUUGCUUUUUCUACACUGCCCAGUCACUUGAGGAGGAGGGGCCAGCUGAUGCAGCCCUCUUCCAUGCUGAGCUGGCUCUGGUGGACUCCGGAGAGGCAGAUCUAGCAGAUGAGUCCACCUUUGAAUCACAGUAUUCUCUAGAGAGAGACGUCUUCCAGGAUUCAGCUUUGCAUCACAGUGCCUGUAGCGGUGAGGUGAACGACAGCUUCUCUCUUCCAUUAUCAGCUUCCAAGUCUGUUGGCGAGGAAUGUGAAAAUACUGCAGCUGAUUUCCAUGUAUCUGACAAGAAUCUGUACAACAUGGAUCUGAAUCAGAGAAUGAAAGAGCAAAAGUCUGUAGUGGGCAGUAGCCUGGAAACUGCAACUGGUUUUACCAAAACGGAUCUCCUGCCUCUGGAUGUUUCGGAUAUCAAUCAAAAUGAAAGUGAAAACACAGCAACAUGGACUGGAUCUCAGACAGCAUCAGAAGUUGCACUAAAUACAAGCCUUGCUACUACUACGCAGCUUGAUCCCCAAGGAAAAGAUCAAUUGCUUUUAAUGGAGAAGAGAUGCCCAAUAUCUUCGGAGGGAAAUUUCACAAUCCCAAAUUCAGUCAAAAACAUGUAUGAGAAGACUAUCACAAUUGCAAAAGGCAACUCAAGUCUAGGGAUGACAGUAAGCUCCAAUAAAGAUGGCUUGGGAAUGAUAGUUCGAAGUGUCAUCCAUGGAGGCUCAAUCAGUCGUGACGGACGGAUUGGUGUGGGGGACUGCAUCCUGUCCAUUAAUGAAGAGUCAACCACGAACUUAACCAAUGCACAGGCCCGGGCUAUGCUGAGGCGGCAUUCACUCAUUGGACCAGAUAUAAAAUCUUCUCCAGCACCUGCUGAUGAUCAGGCCCUCUGUUAUGUUAUUACAUACGUGCCAGCAGAAAAUUUAGACGAGUACAGGGCUGGUUUGGGACAAGAGGCAGAGGGAGCUGUGCCACCUGAACUUUUUCCUUCACAUAUUGUCAGGGAACUCCCAGAGCUUCCAGAACGUGAAGAGGGGGAGGGAGAAGAAAGUGAACUUCAAAAUGCAGCUUUCAGUAACUGGAACCAGCCCAGAAAAGUUGAACUCUGGAGAGAGCCUAGUAAGUCAUUGGGGAUCAGCAUUGUUGGAGGACGAGGGAUGGGGAGCCGCCUGAGUAAUGGAGAAGUGAUGAGAGGGAUCUUUAUUAAACACAUCCUGGAAGACAGCCCAGCCGGCAAAAAUGGAACUCUGAAAACUGGCGAUCGAAUUGUAGAGGUGGAUGGAAUUGACCUCAGAGAUGCCAGCCAUGAACAAGCUGUGGAAGCCAUACGGAAGGCAGGCAAUCCUGUAGUCUUUAUGGUACAGAGCAUUAUAAGCAGACCAAGGCCAGAGUCUCUUUAUAGCCCUUCUUCAGCUUCUGCUCCCUGUGGGCAGAAAACUACUAACCCAUUUUAUCGUCAGUCGUCUAAGAACUCUUACCCGUCUUUCCUGCAGAAUAAUGUUUUCUGUAGGCCAGGUGUCUUCAGCAGCACUAACCCAUUUGCUGAUUCUUCUCAGUUCAACACCAGCAAGGAGGUAUCGAAUCCAGUUAGGGUUACCUUCCGUUGUUCCCCAACUAACCCUUUUGCUCCCACACCAUUCAAGGCAUUUGGUCAGUCUGAUGUAGAAACAGAAAAGACUUCGCUUUGUAAUUUGCCUCUGCCUCCUCCUUCAGCAUUUUCAGGAAUGGGCUGUGAUGUUGCACAGUCAUCCAGAGUGCCAGAAGAUGUGGAGAAGGAGGAUGAGUUUGGUUACAGUUGGAAAAAGAUCGUACAGCGCUAUGGAAAUCUACCGGGGGAGCUACACAUGAUUGAGCUGGAAAAAGGAAGAACAGGUCUGGGACUUAGUCUUGCUGGUAACAAAGACCGAUCCAGGAUGAGUGUCUUUAUAGUGGGAAUUGAUCCAAAUGGAGCAGCUGGAAAAGAUGGCAGGUUACAAAUUGCAGAUGAGUUGCUAGAGAUAAAUGGGCAAAUACUUUAUGGAAAGACUCAUCAGAAUGCUUCCUCAAUAAUCAAAUGCACACCAUCUAAAGUAAAAGUGAUCUUUAUCAGAAAUAAAGAUGCAGUAAAUCAGAUGGCUGUUUGCCCUGCAAAGUCAGUAGAGGCUUCACAGAGUACCUCAGGGACCCUUCAACAUCAAGAGACUGAUGCAAGUGUUGCAAACUCUAGUGCUUUUUCUGACUUGAGUUCAUGUAAAAACAUUCAGUAUGUGGAACUCCCUAAGGAUCAAGGAGGCUUUGGCAUUGCCAUCAGUGAAGAAGACACAAUUAAUGGAGUAGUUAUUAAGAGCUUAACAGAUCAUGGUGCAGCAGCAAAGGAUGGACGAAUCAAAGUUGGUGAUCAGAUUCUGGCAGUGGAUGAUGAAAUUGUUGUGGGAUAUCCUGUGGAAAAGUUUAUAAGUCUUCUGAAGACAUCCAAAAGUACAGUGAGGCUUACAAUCAACUCAGUAGAAAUGGAUAACCUGACUGCAGCACCAGUCCCUUCCAGCACUGCCCCAGCAGAGAAGAGGAAUAUGCAGCCCCCAGCAACUGUUCCUGCUUCCAGCUCACCAGAACCAGAAGCAGUCAAAAACACAAGCAGAUCUUCAACUCCAGCCAUGUUAGCCUCUGACCCAGCUACUUGUCCCAUCAUUCCUGGAUGUGAAACAACCAUUGAUAUCUCCAAAGGGCGGACUGGUCUUGGUCUGAGCAUUGUUGGAGGAGCAGACACUUUGCUGGGAGCAAUCAUUAUCCAUGAAGUAUAUGAAGAAGGAGCAGCAUCUAAAGAUGGGAGAUUGUGGGCUGGGGAUCAGAUACUAGAGGUGAAUGGAAUUGACCUCAGGAAUGCCACACAUGAUGAAGCCAUAAAUGUCCUCCGACAGACUCCCCAAAAAGUUCGUCUAACUGUGUACAGAGAUGAGGCCCAGUACAAGGAGGAAGACAUGUAUGAUGUGCUUAAUGUAGAGCUUCAGAAGAAGCCUGGCAAAGGCCUUGGGCUGAGUAUUGUUGGGAAAAGAAAUGAUACAGGCGUGUUUGUGUCAGACAUCGUCAAAGGAGGAAUAGCAGAUACAGAUGGGAGAUUGAUGCAAGGAGACCAGAUAUUGACAGUGAAUGGAGAAGAUGUCCGAAAUGCUAACCAGGAAGCUGUUGCAGCUUUGCUAAAGUGUUCCUUAGGUACAGUAAGACUAGAGGUCGGAAGAAUAAAAGCUGGACCCUUCCACUCUGAGAGGAGAACAUCCCAGAGCAGCCAGGUCAGUGAAGGAAGUGGCACUCUCUUAUCAUUCAGUUUCCCGGUUUCUGUGUCCAGUGCACCUGAGGUCUUUGAAAGUGGUCUAAAGAAGAGCACUACAGCUUCUGAAAUACAGGGACUAAGAACAGUUGAAAUAAAAAAGAGCCCUGCAGAUUCACUAGGAGUGAGCAUUGCUGGAGGUGUAGGAAGUCCUCUUGGAGAUGUUCCUAUAUUUAUCGCCAUGAUGCACCCAAACGGAGUUGCCGCUCAGACUCAGAAGCUGAGAGUUGGGGACAGGAUUGUUAGCAUCUGUGGAACAUCUACUGAGGGCAUGACUCAUUCCCAAGCUGUUAAUAUCUUAAAAAAUGCUUCAGGCACUGUUGAGUUGCAGGUUGUAGCUGGAGGAGAAGUGAGUGUCAUAACUGGUCAGCAGCAGGAUCCACCGACAUCCAGUCUCUCAUUUGCGGGACUAACUUCAACUGGCAUUUUUCAGGAUGACUUAGGACCUCCUCAAUACAAGACUAUUACUCUGGACAGAGGACCAGAUGGCCUUGGCUUUAGUAUUGUGGGUGGCUACGGCAGUCCCCAUGGAGACUUACCCAUUUAUGUGAAGACGGUGUUUGCAAAGGGUGCAGCAGCAGAAGAUGGACGCCUGAAGAGGGGUGAUCAGAUCAUUGCUGUGAAUGGGCAGAGUUUAGAAGGGGUGACUCAUGAGGAAGCAGUUGCUAUUCUGAAAAGGACAAAAGGAACAGUCACUUUGACUGUAUUGUCAUGAACUGGCUGCCUGAAGGGUUAGGGUCAAUAAGACUGUAUUAUUUACUUUCCACAUAGUAAAGAGAAUGGAAGUGUU